AUGGUUCAGCAGUGCAACACGCGUCCCGCCUGGGACCCCCUGCCUACCCCUCCGCUCACUAAUUUUCCUCACGAGCUGCCCAAUCUCCUCCCCACGUCCCUCACGAGCUGCCCAAUCUCCAUCUACAGUAGACUCCAUGGGACCUUCUCCGGCGUCUCUGAGGGCUUCGCCAGUCCGGCCGUCCGCCGCCACGGCAGGGAUGACCGAGGGAUCGGGUCCUGCGUCUCCGGCCCGCCGUCGGCUGCCACGAUCACGACCAGAUGCGUCACGAAGCCGGCGGCUAGCUCCGCCCCGCCCACGCCCGCGGCCGUCGCCGCGAGCGCCGCCCCCGCCCGGCCACGGCUCGCCCCGCCCGGCGGCCUCCGCCCGCGUCCCGGCAGGCCACGCCCGGCCAUGGCUCGCCGAGGCCACGCCGGCGGCCAGCUCCGUCCCGCCCACGCCCGCGCCCGUCGCGGCGACCGCCGCCCCGCCCGGCCACGGCUCGCCCCGCCCGGCGACAACCGUGCCCCCGCCUGCCCGCCCGUGGCCGAGCUGCAGCUGCUGCCUGGCCGGGCCUGCUCGCCCGUGCCCACGAGUGGCCGACGCGGCCGGCGGCGUGCCCGCCCGUGCGUGCCCGACGCGGCCGGAGUCGAGGGCGCCGCCGCCACUCACCGCCGGCCGCCUUCCACGUCCUCGAGCGCCUCAUCGGACGACCUGCACCGCCUCCUCCGUCCACCUCUCCUCCAUCGACCUGCAAUUCCUCCCCCCAGCCACGCUUCCGCAGGUCGGCCUGCACCACCUCCUCUGCCAGACCUGCAGCGUGGUCGACCUGCACCACCUCCUCUGGCCGACCUACAGCGCUUCAGCCACCGUGGCCAGCCUGCACCAUCUCCUCUGGCCGACCUGCAGCACCUCAACCACCACGGAAAACAGCAGCUCAUCACCUCGCGGUGGCGCCUCGACCCUACCGGGUGGUCGGCCCACACUCGACGACCUGCAGCGCCGCCGGAGCGCGUAGGAGCGUGGCCGGCCAGGGAGAAAGCCCGCAGCAUGGCAUGGCAGAGUUGGAGUGGUGCACGAGCUGACGGGAUUCUAUUUUCUCUCUGGUGGCUCAUACCAGAUCAGUUGAGGUGGCCAUACAACCUCUUCUCUAAUUUCCGGUGACACUCUUGCCGUGCUGCUGGAGUUGUCCACGGAUUGCCCAUUUUUGCAUUCGGCCGCCAGUGACAUGGGUUUUUUUUUAGUUUGGCUGGUACAUG
This is a messenger RNA of Lolium perenne, 1238 nucleotides long. The record is from RefSeq and is a predicted model, not a curated record. NCBI's taxonomy places the organism in Eukaryota, Viridiplantae, Streptophyta, Magnoliopsida, Poales, Poaceae.